Messenger RNA from Clupea harengus (Atlantic herring), 677 nucleotides. RefSeq names its product cartilage intermediate layer protein 1-like. The transcript has 4 exons. The coding region runs from base 196 to 519 and encodes 107 amino acids. NCBI's taxonomy places the organism in Eukaryota, Metazoa, Chordata, Actinopteri, Clupeiformes, Clupeidae. The record is from RefSeq and is a predicted model, not a curated record.
CUUCCCUUAUACCCUCCCAUUUAUGCAGAUGUAUUAGACGGGAAGCACAACUGCCUCUAUCCGCUUCAGCAGCGGGGAAUCGAUUUUACCCAAGUGGUGUGUGCUUUGGCUGCUCUUCCUUUGGCAGCAAUACGACCUCCGCCUCCGCCUCCGCGUUGGCUGCCUUGGCCCCCUCGGCCGUGCCGGACAGACUGGAUGGACCGUGACAACCCAACGGGAAGUGGAGACUGGGAGACUAUCAGUUGCCUGAAGAGGAGGUACCCCAAGCGAAUGUGCCCUAACCCCAUCGCCAUCGAGGUGGCAACUGUGGAUGGCAUCAGCCUGGCGGAUGCAGGCAAUGUGUUUUAUAAGAACGAUCACAUCACUGGACUCAUCUGUAAGAACGCAGAUCAGAAGACAUGCUUCUGCCGGGACUACAAAGUCCGUUUUGUCUGCCACCCUUCAUUCUGUGGCAGGAUGAGAGAUGAGAUUCUGUUUAAGGAUGACAGACCUCUAUCUAUUGGAGAUCUAAGGGUGUGAGACAACACAAGUGCAUGCAUUUUCAAUGUGCACCUUCCCCAGUAGUGUAGCAGUGAAUACUGAGAUGUAUUUCUGUAACAGCAUCGACAUCUAACAUCUGUUGUUGUUGUGCUGUCUUGAUGGUUUAAAAGUCAAAAAGUAUGCAGAGAAAUAAUAAA